Sinocyclocheilus rhinocerous is the source of this 3802-nucleotide messenger RNA. RefSeq names its product WASH complex subunit 5 (gene washc5). The record is from RefSeq and is a predicted model, not a curated record. Gene Ontology annotation, biological process: actin filament polymerization; endosome fission; endosome organization. Gene Ontology annotation, cellular component: endosome; WASH complex. The coding region runs from base 141 to 3524 and encodes 1127 amino acids. NCBI's taxonomy places the organism in Eukaryota, Metazoa, Chordata, Actinopteri, Cypriniformes, Cyprinidae. The transcript is spliced from 30 exons.
GACCAAUGAGUGCUUCUCGUGACACUCACGUGAUUUGUAAACAGGAAGUGACUGAUCUGUACUGCAGAGGAUCUGGCCGUCACUGAGGAGACUGAAUGAAUCUUUGAUCAGAGAGCAGAUCUGCUGUUUUCUUCCUCAUCAUGGUGGACUUUCUGGCAGAGAACAACCUGUGUGGUCAGGCCAUCCUGAGGAUUGUGUCCAGAGGAAAUGCCAUCAUAGCAGAAUUACUCAGACUCUCAGAAUUUAUUCCUGCAGUUUUCCGACUCAAAGACAAGAGCGACCAGCAGAAAUAUGGAGACAUAAUCUGUGAUUUCAGCUAUUUUAAGGGUCCGGAGUAUUAUGAGAGUAAACUGGAAGCAAAGCCAGAGCUGCAGGAUUUGGAUGAGGAGUUUCGGGAAAAUAACAUUGAAAUAUUAACACGGUUCUACCUGGCCUUUGAGAGUGUCCAUAAAUAUGUUGUAGACUUGAAAAGGUACUUGGAUGAUCUCAAUGAAGGGGUCUACAUUCAGCAAACAUUAGAAACUGUUUUAUUGAAUGAAGAUGGGAAACAGCUCCUGUGUGAGGCUCUGUACCUGUAUGGAGUCAUGUUACUGGUCAUUGAUCAGAAGAUGGAGGGGGAGGUGAGAGAAAGGAUGCUGGUGUCCUACUAUAGAUACAGUGCUGCUCGCUCCUCGGCUGACUCAAACCUGGACGACAUCUGCAAGCUCCUGCGUAGUACGGGAUACUCCAGCCACCCGGGGGCCAAACGGCCGCCCAACUACCCUGAGAGCUACUUCCAGAGAGUUCCCAUCAGCCCCACCUUCAUCAGUAUGGUGAUCGGCCGCCUCCGCUCUGAUGACAUUUACAACCAGGUUUCUGCGUAUCCUCUGCCGGAGCACCGCAGUACAGCGCUGGCAACACAGGCUGCUAUGCUGUGUGUCUGCUUAUACUUCACCCCCUCCAUCCUUCACACACAACAGGCCAAGAUGAGAGAGAUCGUGGACAAAUACUUCCCUGACAACUGGGUUAUAAGCAUAUAUAUGGGGAUCACGGUGAAUUUGGUGGAGGCGUGGGAACCAUAUAAAGCUGCUAAAACAGCCCUGAACUACACAUUGGACACAGCCAACAUCAAAGAACAGGCUGGUCGAUACUCUGCCAGUGUGGAGAGCUUGCGGCCGCAGGUGCAGCAGUUAUUGAAGGAGGGAUUCCUGAGAGAAGAAAUCGUCCUGGACAACAUUCCCAAACUGCUCAACUGCCUCCGUGACUGUAACGUUGCCAUCCGCUGGCUGAUGCUGCACACUGCAGAGUCCGCUUAUGAUCCAAACAACAAGAGACUGCGUCAGAUCAAGGAUCAAGUCAUCAACGACUCCAAAUACAAUCCCAAAAUUCUGUUUCAGCUGCUGCUGGACACGGCCCAGUUUGAGUUCAUACUCAAAGAGAUGUUCAAGCAGAUGUUGGCAGAGAAGCAGCUGAAGUGGGAGAGCUAUAAGAAAGAGGGAUCAGAGAGAAUGAUGGAGCUGGCCGAGGUGUUUUCUGGGGUCAAACCUCUCACCAGGGUGGAGAAAAACGAGAAUCUUCAGGCCUGGUUCAGAGAGAUCUCCAAACAGAUCGAGUCCCUGAACUACGAGGACUCGACCGCAGCCGGCAGGAAGACUGUGCAGCUCAUUCAGGCUCUCGUGGAGGUCCAAGAGUUUCACCAGCUGGAGUCCAACCUGCAGGUGUGUCAGUUCCUGGCGGACACACGCAAGUUCCUCCAUCAGAUGAUCCGCACCAUCAAUAUCAAAGAGGAAGUGCUCAUCACGAUGCAGAUAGUGGGAGAUUUGUCCUACGCCUGGCAGAUCAUUGACAGCUUCACAUCAAUAAUGCAAGAGAGUAUCAGAGCAAACCCCUUCAUGGUGACCAAACUCAGAGCCACUUUUCUAAAGCUUGCGUCUGCGCUGGAUCUGCCUCUCCUACGAAUCAACCAGGUCAACAGUCCAGAUCUGCUGAGCGUGUCUCAGUUUUACUCUGGGGAACUGGUGGCUUAUGUCAGAAAGGUACUGCAGAUCAUUCCAGAGAGUAUGUUCACCUCGCUGGCCAAAAUCAUCAAACUGCAGAUCCAUGACAUUAUGGAGGUGCCCACACGUCUGGACAAAGACAAACUGAAGGACUACGCUCAACUCAGCGCCCGUUAUGAGGUAGCUAAACUCACUCAUGCCAUCUCAGUCUUCACUGAAGGUAUUCUGAUGAUGAAGACCACACUCGUCGGCAUUAUCAAGGUGGAUCCGAAGCAGCUUCUGGAGGACGGGAUCAGGAAAGAGCUUGUCAAGCGUGUGGCUUACGCUCUGCACAAAGGCCUCAUCUUCAACCCCAAAGCCAAACCCAGUGAACUGAUGCCAAAGCUGAAGGAAAUGUCUGAAAGCUGCAACGUAGAGCAGGAGUGUAACAGUUUCCUCAGAACCAAGAUCCAAGACUGGCAAAGCGUCUAUCAGUCCACCCACAUUCCCAUUCCUAAGUAUCCGUCAGUUGAUGAAUCGGCCACGUUUAUUGGACGUCUCUGCAGGGAAAUCCUGAGGAUCACAGAUCCAAAAACGACGUGUUACAUUGAUCAGCUGAACACCUGGUACGAUAUGAGGACGCAUCAGGAAGUGACCAACAACCGACUCUUCUCGGAGAUUCAGGACACGCUGGGCACCUUCGGCCUGAACGGACUCGACCGACUCUUGUGUUUCAUGAUCGUGAAAGAGCUGCAGAAUUUUCUGACAGUCCUACAGAAGAACAUCCUGAAGGACAAAGCUGUGGUUGACAUCUUUAAAGCUCUGCUGUCGGCUGUCAAUCCUGUCAAAGGGAUUGUGGCAAAUGCAAGCAAAGUCUACGUCAACGCUGUGACCAAAACUCAGAAGAUCUGGCCACCGUAUCUGGAAGCCAUCAUGAAGGUGGGUCAGAUGCAGAUCUUGAGGCAGCAGAUAGCCAAUGAACUGAACUACUCCUGCAAAUUUGACUCGAAACAUCUCGCCGCGGCGCUGGAUAAUCUGAACAAGUCUCUGCUGUCUGAUAUUGAAGCUCAUUACCAGGAUCCAUCGCUGCCGUAUCCCAAAGAGGACAACACUCUGCUCUACGAGAUCACCGCGUAUCUGGAGGCCGCUGGAAUCCAAAACCCACUUAACAAAAUCUACAUCACGACGAAGCGUCUGCCUUACUUUCCCAUCGUGAACUUCCUGUUCCUCAUCGCUCAGCUGCCAAAACUGCAGAACAACAAAAGCCAAGGCAUGACGUGCAGGAAGGCUGCCGAUCCGGUGGACUGGGCUCCUCUGGUUCUGGGUCUCCUGACGCUGCUCAAACAGUUUCACUCCAGAUACACUGAACAGUUCCUGGCUCUGAUCGGACAGUUUAUUCGCUCCAUAAUGGAGCAGUGCACCAGUCAGAAGAUUCCAGAUAUGCCUUCAGAUGUAGUCGGAGCAUUAAUGUUUCUGGAGGACUAUGUGCGUUACACUAAACUGCCCAGAAAGGUGGCAGAGGCUCAUGUGCCAAGUUUUGUUUUCGAUGAAUUCAGGACCGUACUGUAAAUGUGCCUGUGAUAAUGUCAAAUCAUAUUUGAUAUCAUUUGUAUUUCUCUUAGAGCAUAAUGAAAUUAGCAUUUUUAACAUUUCAAUUUUAAAACAUGAUCAUCUUUUGUAGCUGUUGCUGACCUGAUGUCUGUCUGCUGGUGUAAUAAAUGCCAUAUGUGUAUGUUUUGAUACAACUUUUUAGGACAUUUACACACUUUUGAAGAAUUAAUCUCUAACUCACAACCUCUCAAGAUUUAUUGCUUUUAUAAAAUGGUGGCAACAGCAAUAAGAUAAAA